UUGCAGUGAGCCGAGAUCGUGCCAUUGCACUCCAGCCUGAGUGACAGAGCAAGACUGUCUCAAAAAAAAAAAAAAAAAAAAAAGUUUCCAGAGGUCAGUAAGGUGUCCCAGGCGCUCUAAGCUGUUCCCCUGAGGGACUUACCAGAGGCUGCUGGAGUAGGGAAGUAAUGGGCACAGGAGGAAUGAGGCUGGGUGCCUGGUCUGCAGGGUCAAGUGUCCCCUGAGGGGUUUGGAAGGCAGGCACCUGCUCUUUCCCCAGAUGUCCGCUGGGCUCACUCCCAGACCCACUCAAGGGUUGCUCAAAUGUUGCCUCCGUAGAGAGACCUUCCCUGAUCAAAUAGUACUCACUAGUCCUUUAGAUCCUUACUCUGCCUUAUUUUCUUCAUAGCACUUAAUACCACCUGCCACUACAUUUAGUUGAACCAUACAGAAGUAUUAAAUACCAGCAUUUUAAAUUACUUGUUUAUUGAGACAAGGUCUCGCUCUGUUGCCCAGGCUGGAGUGCAGCUCAGUGCAGCCUCGACCUCCCAGGCUCAAGUAAUCCUCCCACCCCAGCCUCCUGAGUAGCUGGGACCACAGGCGUGUGCCACCAUGCUUGGCUAAUUUUUAUUAUUAUUGUUAGUAGAAACAGGGUUUCACCAUGUUGUCAAGGCUGGUCUCAAACUCCUGGGUUCAAGUGAUCCUCCCACCCCAGCCUCCCAAAGUGCUGGGAUUACAGCCAUGAGCUACCACGCCCAGCCAACAAAUAAAUGUUGAAUGAAUGGGUCAAUGAAUCCUUGGGCUGAGUAUCUGGCAAAAAACUUAAUAGAGGAGUUGGACGUGAGUUGGAGCCAACUCUCACAGAGGGGACACUUUCUGGGGCAGGGACUGGACAGCCAAAGGGCAGGGGCUGGGGUUGGGCAGCUGGAGUACCCGGGCAGAGCUGACAUAGUCCACUGGGGAAGGAGACUCUGGCGAGACCUACUGUGUGCCAGGCACUGAAUUGGACACUUUUCUAGUCAUCUCGUUUAGUCUUCACAACAGCCCUAUAACAUGGGUCUUAUCACCCACUCUCGUUUUACAAAUGAGAAAACUGAGGCUUAGAGGAGCCAACUAACUUGUCUAAGAUCACACAGCUUACCACGCCACAGAGCAGCCCACAUCUGCAGUCUUUCUUCUGCAUCUCCCUGCCUCCUUGCAAUUUUGCUUGUUUCAUGGAGUCUUGAAAGCCCCAAAAGAGCAUGGGACUCUCUAGAGCUGGGGCCAGACCUCUAGGGCUCCCUGGCCUGUCCCACCCUCACAGGACCCCAGAUGUGUCAUGCUUUCUCAUUUCUGUGGAGGUCUCAUGGUGAGGAUGUUCCUGCUGGCCCAUCCCCAUUAUGGUGAGGAGGUUCAUGCUGGUCCUGCCAUAUGGGACAGACAGGGUGGCUGCUGUGCUUGUGGGGCAAGAUAGGGUCUGGGUGGCCAGGAUAGGGGACAUGACAGUCUCAUAGCUAUGUGGGGCUUUUGUCUUGAUCUCUAAGAAACCAGUCAUCAAUUCCCACACCAUGUCUCUGCCUCCAGAGGCUCACAGGCUAGCUAGGAAGACAAUGCAACAACAGCAGCCACUUCUCAGGCACUUGCUGGGCACCAGGAAUUCCAGUUGACAGUUAAAUGUGCAGACUUAGGAGCCAGAUGCCAGGUAUGAAGAUCAUGUUCACCACUUUCUUAGUUAUGUGUGACCUUGGGCAAAUUACGUAAACUUUCUGGGCCUCAGUCUCUCCAUCUGUACCAGGGGAAUAAUUAUAUUGGAAUAGACUAGACCAAAGCAGCCCUGACAUCUGGGAGCUGCCUGGUCCUAUCAGCCAGGACUUGGUUGCUCAGAGCUGUCCAGCCUGGUGCAAUUCGGUUUUGCUGUGCUGAACAUAGACGAUUUCACAGACAUCAGCAUAGAACAAGGCCAUCCACGACCAGGGCAGACUAAGACAAAAAUGAAACUACUCCUUAAUCAUAUCUGAACACAGACAAAACAUGAAUAUUGUCAAACCACAGAAAUGACCCAAAUCCCCCUGUAGAGCUAAGCUGAGUGGAGGCUGCUGGUUUACCAGCUGUAGCUUCAGCCUUGCUCUAGUCUGCUUUCCUUCUAGGCAAGAUGUAUUAAGACUCCCAAUCAUAGUGUUAGCUCCACUUCCUGACAGCAUCAAUCCAGAACAAAGCCUCACUUCUUAACCCCUCCCCAAUCACCGAACACAACUCCAAACAUUAGACUAAGUCCUUUCUAACGCCCCCUUCCUGGGACACCCCAUGAUCCCCACGGUGCAUGCUCUCCCUUGUUGCAACGAGUCAUCAGCUCAGCUUGUUCACCCACACGUGUGUUUCUGGUGAUCUCUGGUUGGAGGCAUUGAAAGUUCCUACCUCAUUGGGUUGUCGUGAGGAAUAUGUACUUGAAAUGGUACAAUCCUAAGGCUCUUUCAAUAUGCUUGUCAUACUUUAUUAUUAUCCCCAUUUCACAAGGAGGACACUGGAGCUCAGAGAGAGGGCCAGCCAGACUUUGCCCAAGGUCACACAGCUGGUAAUGACAGAGAAGGGAUGUAAAUUCAGACCUCAUUCCAAAGCUAGUUUCCUGAAUCCCUGCCUCCACGCUCAUAGGGCAGAAACCAACAAGACAACCUUGGGUUGGUGUCUGGAGAGGAGAAGAGCAAAGGGCCCUUGGAACUCAAAAGAAGAGAGCCUCAGGCUGGAGAAGCAGGGUAUCCAGGAUGACCUGAGUGACCCUCUCCUCCUCCCCUCCCUUUCAUGACUCCCCAGCUGGAUCCUCCAAGGGCUCCCUCCCAGACUGCCUGGCUGCUGAGUAAUGCAGAGCCAGUCAGGCCCAGAGUAGGGGUCAGUGUCAGCAGAGUCGGAGGCCUGAGUCACUUCCUGACCCUUGCUCAAGAGCAUCCGGAGCCACAGCCAGAGUGGCCGCUCGUGCCCUCAGAAGAUCGCACCCACUUGGGCGAUGAGCAUGUCCUUGGUAUCCCCACCUUCCUGGGCUCACCUCUGCCCCACUCAGGUGUUUAAGACGUGCAGCAGAGAGGCGCCAUCCUGACCUGGUGCCACAUCCUAGCCCCUUUCCUUACUGGAUCCUCAAACCAGAAGAAAACCUGAAUCUCUGAGGUCAGUUACUCUCUUUUGCCUGCGUCUAGCCUAAAAUCUGGCUUCCAGGACCCCACCCCAACUUCAGAAUCAAGAUACCUUGCACUGGUGCCACUGAUCCCAAAGGUCCAAAACUCCUGCAGCACUCACAGGCAAGCGACCCCGUUCCUUAGGCUCUCAUGGGGUCUCAGGGCCAGAGUAGGGAGUCGGGGAGGGAAAAGGCUGGGGAAAAUAUCAGAUACCCCAGGGCAGGAUGGACUGAGGGAGACACGGUUGGAUCAGUAGACAUGUCCUUAUGAUGUGGGCAAGGCCAUUUCCUUUGAGGAGCAAUUCUGUCAACUCUAGGCCACCGCAUAGCCUCGCAGCCAAGAGCAGGGACUCUAGAAUCAGGCUGUACUUGCUUUCACCCAGCUCUGCCCUUACCAGCUGUGUUACCUUGGGCAAAUUACUUAGCCUCUCUGUACCUCGGGUUCCUCAUCUCUAAAAUGAGGAUAAUCACAGUACUGACUCAUAGGCCUCUUACCAGGAUUAAGUGAGUUAUAUAAAACACUUAAUGACUGGCACAUGGCAAACACAAGUGUGUAUUAAAUGACUCUUUUACAUCUAAUGGGCUGACUCCUCCAUUCAUUCUCCACACAUUUGCUGAUAUAUUGCCAUGUGCCAGAAAUGAAAAAGACAGAUUGCCUGACUGAAAUAAUGGCGGGUGGUGUUGUGUGAUGAUGGCACUCCACCCUCACCUCAGAAUGAUCUUCCAGGCUGUGCCUGAGGCUGCAGGACUGCCUGGGAGGGUUUGGGGCACAGAGUUUGGGGGCUGCAGACUCCCUAGUGUGGACCCCCGGCUUGCUGUAAGCCCCUAGCCAGUUUCUUUCCUUGUUCAAUAGACCUUCUCUCUUUUUGACAAAGUGAAGCAGGUGGUCCCCGCCCCUUCCACAGCCCCACGCCUGGGCAAGAGAGGGGUUGGACAAGUCAGGCUGGGCAUCCAGAGCCCUUGCAGCCAUCUCCUCCCCCCACCUCCCCACCUUGCUCCUCAGAGGCCUUUGUGGUUUGAGCAUAGAAUCUCCAUCAGGCUGCACAGGCCACCAGACAGGUGGCAAGGGCCCCAAUUAGUCACUGUCCUCAUAGAGCCUUAGGAAGUCCACAGAAACUGUGUUCAAAACUGCACAUUUGGGCCAGGUGUGGUGGCUCACUUCUGUAAUCCAAACACUUUGGGAGGCUGAGGUGGGCAGACCACCUGAGGUCAGGAAUUGAAGACCAGCCUGGCCAACAUGGUGAAACUCCGUCUCUACUAAAAAUACAAAAAUUAGCUAGGAGUGGUGGUGUGCACCUGUAGUCCCAGCUACUCAGGAGGCUGAGGCAAGAUAAUUGCUUGAACCUGGGAGGCGGAGGUUGCAGUGAGCUGAGUUGGCGCCACUGCACACCAGCCUAGGCAAUAGAGUGAGACUGCAUGUCAAAAACAAACAAAAAUCCUGCACAUUUGAGCCUGCAUGGAUAUUUGGUAUUACAGAAUUAGUGCUAUUAAUUUUAGGUUUAAGAAUGUAUUGUGGGCCAGGCGCGGUGGCUCACGCCUGUAAUCCCAACACUUUCGGAGGCCGAGGCGGGUGGUUCACGAGGUCAGGAGUUCAAGACCAGCCUGGCCAAGAUGGUGAAACCCCAUCUCUAUUAAAAAUACAAAAAUUAGCCGGGUGUGGUGGCAGGCACCUAUAAUCCCAGCUAAUCGGGAGGCGGAGGCAGAGAAUUGCUUGAACCCGGGAGGCGGAGGUUGCAGUGAGCCGAUAUGGCACCACUGCACUCCGACAGAGUCUCAAAAAAUAUAUAUAUAUAGCAUUGUGGAUACGUACUUUCAAAAAUCCUUACCUUUUAGAGAUACAAAAAUAUUUAUGAAUAAAAUGAUAUGACGCCUGGGUUUUGCUUCAAAACGAUGGUGGGAGAGGAAUGUGGAUGAAAUAAAAUUGAUUAUGAGUUGUGGUUGCUGGGGAAUUGGGGUCACGGGGGUUCAUUAGAACCUCCUGUCAGAUGUGGUUCAGAAGCCUCAGAUCUGGGAGCUGGCUAGAAAUGCAGGAUCUCGGCUCCACCCCAAACCUACUGAGUCAGGAUCUGUAUUUUAAUCAAAUACAAUGCCCAGGGGAUUCCUGAGCACACUCAAGUGUGAGAAGCGCUGGCUUACUCUGUUCACUUCUUUCCUGCAUGUUUGACAUUUUCCAUAAUGAGGAGGUUGUGGGGUUUUGUUCUGCUUUCCUGUGUGUUCACAGUCACAGGGAGCUCUUCCUACGGAGACCGGGGCUGGAGGGAGCUGGGAAGCACUGCCUCCCCGCUCCUGCUUGGACCCACCAGCCCCGCCGCUGGCCCGCGCUCGGCUGGGAGGCACCGGGGUCCCGCUGGGCAGCCCCGACCCCGUGCCUGGGCCGCACCUGCCGCGGUGGCUCCGUCGGGCCGGGCGGAAGCGCGGGAGCGCAGGGCUGGACAGGCCCGGGCGUGGCGGCCCCGGCGCACCUGGGCGAGCCGGCAGGUGGGAGCGUAGCAGCCCGGGGCCCCCGCCCUCGCGCGGGGGAGGAGCGGGCGGCGCGGGGCGGGCGCAGCGGGGGUCGGGGCGCUAGGAGCCCGUUGGGCCGCGAACGCAGCCGCCACGCCGGGGCCGCCGAGAUCGGGUGCCCGGGAUGAGCCUCAUCCGGAAAAAGGGCUUCUACAAGCAGGACGUCAACAAGACCGCCUGGGAGCUGCCCAAGACCUACGUGUCCCCGACGCACGUCGGCAGCGGGGCCUAUGGCUCCGUGUGCUCGGCCAUCGACAAGCGGUCAGGGGAGAAGGUGGCCAUCAAGAAGCUGAGCCGACCCUUUCAGUCCGAGAUCUUCGCCAAGCGCGCCUACCGGGAGCUGCUGCUGCUGAAGCACAUGCAGCAUGAGAACGUCAUUGGGCUCCUGGAUGUCUUCACCCCAGCCUCCUCCCUGCGCAACUUCCAUGACUUGUGGGACCUGGCACUGUUCCAAGAAGCCCUCACGCCUUCCAGCUACCUGGUGAUGCCCUUCAUGCAGACGGAUCUGCAGAAGAUCAUGGGGAUGGAGUUCAGUGAGGAGAAGAUCCAGUACCUGGUGUAUCAGAUGCUCAAAGGCCUUAAGUACAUCCACUCUGCUGGGGUCGUGCACAGGGACCUGAAGCCAGGCAACCUGGCUGUGAAUGAGGACUGUGAACUGAAGAUUCUGGAUUUUGGGCUGGCACGACAUGCAGACGCCGAGAUGACUGGCUACGUGGUGACCCGCUGGUACCGAGCCCCCGAGGUGAUCCUCAGCUGGAUGCACUACAACCAGACAGUGGACAUCUGGUCUGUGGGCUGUAUCAUGGCAGAGAUGCUGACAGGGAAAACUCUGUUCAAGGGGAAAGAUUACCUGGACCAGCUGACCCAGAUCCUGAAAGUGACCGGGGUGCCUGGCACGGAGUUUGUGCAGAAGCUGAACGACAAAGCGGCCAAAUCCUACAUCCAGUCCCUGCCACAGACCCCCAGGAAGGAUUUCACUCAGCUGUUCCCACGGGCCAGCCCCCAGGCUGCGGACCUGCUGGAGAAGAUGCUGGAGCUAGACGUGGACAAGCGCCUGACGGCCGCGCAGGCCCUCACCCAUCCCUUCUUUGAACCCUUCCGGGACCCUGAGGAAGAGACGGAGGCCCAGCAGCCGUUUGAUGAUUCCUUAGAACACGAGAAACUCACAGUGGAUGAAUGGAAGCAGCACAUCUACAAGGAGAUUGUGAACUUCAGCCCCAUUGCCCGGAAGGACUCACGGCGCCGGAGUGGCAUGAAGCUGUAGGGACUCAUCUUGCAUGGCACCGCCGGCCAGACACUGCCCAAGGACCAGUAUUUAUUUGUCACUACCAAACUCAGCCCUUCUUGGAAUACAGCCUUUCAAGCAGAGGACAGAAGGGUCCUUCUCCUUAUGUGGGAAAUGGGCCUAGUAGAUGCAGAAUUCAAAGAUGUCGGUUGGGAGAAACUAGCUCUGAUCCUAACAGGCCACGUUAAACUGCCCAUCUGGAGAAUCGCCUGCAGGUGGGGCCCUUUCCUUCCUGCCAGAGUGGGGCUGAGUGGGCGCUGAGCCAGGCCGGGGGCCUAUGGCAGUGAUGCUGCGUUGGUUUCCUAGGGAUGCUCUAACGAAUUACCACAAACCUGGUGGAUUGAAACAGCAGAACUUGAUUCCCUUACAGUUCUGGAGGCUGGAAAUCUGGGAUGGAGGUGUUGGCAGGGCUGUGGUCCCUUUGAAGGCUCUGGGGAAGAAUCCUUCCUUGGCUCUUUUUAGCUUGUGGUGGCAGUGGGCAGUCCGUGGCAUUCCCCGGCUUAUUGCUGCAUCACUCCAGUCUCUGUCUCUUCUGUUCUCUCCUCUUUUAACAACAGUCAUUGGAUUUAGGGCCCACCCUAAUCCUGUGUGAUCUUAUCUUGAUCCUUAUUAAUUACACCUGCAAAUACUCUAUUUCCAAAUAAAGUCACAUUCUCAGGUUCCAGGUGGACAUGAAUUCCAGGGGGAAAUGAUUCAACUCACUACAGACAGCUGGGAGGGAGGGGCCCCUUCCUGGGCCCCGUGCUGAGGCCUUGUGCUCUGUGAAGGAACCCAAUGUGUUUGGCUGCUAAAUUAAGGGAGUUGCAGAGAGAGCUGCAGCUGGUGCGAUUGCAUUCAGGUUAUUUUGGGUGAGUGAUAAGCAAUCAAGAUAUGAAACAACAGCAGGCUCGGAGACUGCGAGCUGCACAGGCAGAAAUGGGCUCUUGCCUGGCUUGAUGGCAAACCGUUCUGCUCCCUUUGGGAGAUGGCACAGCUCUCCAGAGCUUUGACCUGACAGUGGCUAGAACCUCUCUGUUUUUAUCUGAGAAACUUUGGCAGAACAAAUUUCCAUGUGCACAAGCUGUCAGGGGCACAGUGGGUCUCAAAUUUCCUUGUGCACCAGGGGACUUGUUAAAAUGCAGAUUCCUGGGCCCCACCCCAGGGCUUGUGACUCAGCAGGUCUGGAGUUGAGACCUUAGAAUGUGCAUUUGAAUGAGGACCUGUCGCCCUGACCCAAGCCUAGUGAUUCUGAUGGAUAUCAGACCAUAGUUCGAGACAUUUAGUGGAUUUCAGUCAUACUUGAUUUGUUGGGAGGCCUAAAUCAAAAACCUAUAGGAGGAGACUGGGGGGCUUCAGAUGGAGCUUCACACUCAUCUUACAGGUGUUAAAACUGAGGCUCAGAAAGCUUUUGUUUGUUUGUUUGUUUGAGACAGGGUCUGGCUCUGUCACCCAGGCUGGAGUUCAGUGGCACAAUUACAGCUUACUGCAACCUCAGCCUCCUGGGCUCAAGCCAUCCUCCCACCUCAGCCUCCUAAGUAGCUGGGACUACAGGUCUGUGCCACCCAGGUGCACCAGGACUACAGGUGGCUAAUUAAAACAUUUUUUUCUUUUUUGUAUAGGCGGGGUUUCUCUAUGUUGCCCAGGCUGAUCUUGAACUUCUGGACUCAAGUGAUCCUCCCACUUUGGCCUCCCAAAGUGCUGGGAUUAUAGGCAUGAGCCACCCUGCAGGCCCAGACAGCAUUUUUAAGGCCUUGAAACUCUUCUGUUUAAUACUGUAAUGGUGGAUACCUAUUGUGCAUUUGUUACCAUCUGUAGGACUGGAUAACACAGAGUGAACCCUCAAGUAAACUAUGGACUUCAGUUAAUAAUAAUGUAUCAGUAUUGGUUCAUAAAUUGUAACAAUUGUGCCACACUAAUGCAAGAUGUUACUCAUCAAGAAAACUGAGGAGAGAGAAGGGGAGGAAGUAGGUGGGAACCUCUAUACUUUCUGCCAACCUGAAACUGCUCUAAAAAAUAAACCACAGGCCGGUCGCAGUAGCUCACGCCUGUAAUCCCAGCACCUUGGGAGGCUGAGGUGGGUGGAUCACUUGAGGUCAGGAGUUCAAGACCAGCCUGGCCAACAUGGUGAAACCCCAUCUCUACUAAAAAUACAAAAAUUAGCUGGGCUUGAUGGUGCAUGCCUGUAAUCCCAAACUACUCGGGAGGCUGAGGCAGAAUUGCUUGAACCUGGGAGGUGGAGGUUGCAGUGAGCUGAGAUCACACCACUGCACUCCAGAAUGGGUGACAGAGUGAGACUCCAUCUCAAAAAAACAAAAAAAAACAAAUACCCUGAGGCCACAGAGACAUUGGGUCAGACACCCACAGCUAGGAAGUGGUGGAGUCAGAUUGGAACCCAAGUAGGCUUGAGCACUGUGCCCAGCUUGGAUUCAAGGGUUGCCCAGCCUUCCCUCUUCACGCCAGUCUGAGACCUUUACUGCUGACUGUGUCCAUGGUCUCUGUUUUCUCUCCCACAGAAUGGCCCUGCUGUCAAGGAGUUGGGGAGUCCUUGACUGGGACUGGCUAGUCUUGCCACAGCCCUGGCCUUGCUGGUUACUAAACUGCCCCAGGUUCCCUGAGUCUACAUCCCUCUAAGCCUCCUGAGAAUUCUCACUGCCCCAAGGAAAAAGUCCAGCCUUCCUUCUUGGCCUGGCAUUCAAAACCCCUUGUGUUCUCUCUAAUCUCAUCAGCUCCCACUGCCUCCCCUAGCUAGUCCUUAUGUCAGUGUGGGACACCAGUCCUGGGAUCCACCGUAAGGUUCAUUCUGCAUUCACAGGUUAAAGGUCUUGACAAGUCCUGCAGUAAAGAGAUCCGUUCCUCAUUUAAUCCAGAACUUCCCAGAUGUACUUAACCGCAGGACCCAUUUUCUCCCAACAGCAUGACACACAUAGCCUUUUUUGCCCAGUGCAGCCCAGUGCACAGGUCCCGAUAUUGCCUCUCCCCAAGUAGGCUUGGCCUUCUUUUAGUGCCCGUGCGUGGAAGGCCCUCCAUUCUCCUCUCCAUUCUCCUUGGCCUUCAAGGCUCUACCUUAGGCCUCCCUCCAGGCAGCUGUUCUCCAUCAUCCCCCCGGGCUGCAGGCCCUCUGUGGGCAGCAUUUAGUGUGUGGUUUGGCCUCCCCUUCCCGUUGCCCACUGUGAGCAAAUAUCUGUGCGUGAAUGAAUAAUGAGUGAAAGAUGUCCCAGGGGCCUGUUGGUCACUUCUUUGCCCCGACCAGGCCAAUGUCAUAUGGAAGGUGGCAGAGAGCCCAGCAGGAAGCAGAAGUGGGCGGCCCUGGGCUGUACCUUUGAGCUGCUCUCCCGAAAAUCUCUUAUUAUUUCAGACUCCCAGACCCCACCCCCCACUUCAUCCUCUGGUGUCCUCCUAGGCCAUCCCCACUCCGGAAUUAAACCUCAGCCCCUCCCACAGAGUUUUCUCAAACCUGUGAAGUUUCUUCAAAAGGCGGUGGAGGCGCUCAGCAGUGCAAGGUGGGGGGUAGAGGGGGUGGGGAGUAAAGGGAGUGGGGGUUCCACGGGUUUGGGUCUUGCCCAGUGGGCACAUGGCCUGUGUAAUAGGAAACAAGUCCAUUCUCCUGCUGUCGGGGGGCAGAGGAGCUGGCGGGGUGAGGGAGGGGGAGAUGUGGGCUCAGGUAUUCUUGGUGGAUGGGCUUCGUUCUGUGGCUGAUGGGGUGGCUUAAAAGAUCUUAACAGAGAGAGAUCAGGAAGCCAGACUGCAAGGUCGGGGACAUUUCCUAAGAGCAAGUGUACCCUCCAUUCCCUCUUUUGAGGAACAAAGAGUAUCUUUGCUGGGGCCUGAGUCAUCCAUGAAAACAGACAGCAGUGGUGUCCCAGGGCAGGGCUUGCCUGGCAUGGAUUGGGGUGGUGCUGCCCCCAGUGAGGGGCAGCACAAGGGGAGACGGAAACGGAGGAACAGCCUCUGUAAGGGCAAGCCCAGUGUGCACCGGUGCCCAGAGCUGCCUGAUGGAGGAACAGUUCCGUAAGAGUGAGCCCAGUGUGCACGGGUGCCCCGAACUGCCUGCGUGAGGCUGGGGGCUAGUUUGGAUGAGGGCAUGGCUCAACUUUCACUUGGCACAUUGAAAUAGCUUUUGCUGUCUGCUAGGGUGUGGAAAACUGUUUUUCCAUGGCCCCAAGCAAUGCUAUAGCCACAGCUGAGGAGGGAGGAAUCUCUCCCUGCCUCUCCUCCCAACUCUUGGCUUUUGCUUCCUUAAAUUUGAACAAUUCCCUAAGAUCUAAUGCUGGGAGGCUCCCCUUCCUUCAUUACACAGUGAACUCAGGUGCUCUAUCUGCAUUCCCCCUAAAUCCUCCUGAGCUUUUAGGUAAGAGGCCGGUGAUUUCACAAUCGGCAGCAGAAGCCUAAGGACAUUCCAUCAAACUGAAGAUGGCAGCAAGUUGUCCUCACUUCUUCGUUGAGCACCCAUGGGUGUGUACUGGAGCAAGGGUGGUGCCAGGGAUUCUCCUGCUCUGGUUCCUCCUGCGGGGUCCCUGCUCAGCUGGGCAGCUGCCCUCACUCUGGGCGGGUGGCAUGUGAGUGUCAACAGGGCCCCUCUCAGUCAGGGGCUCUUGGCCAUUUUUUGUGCCAUGGAUCGCUUCUCAAAAUCAUAUUUUCUUUUCUUUUCUUUUGAGAUGGGGUCUCACUCCAUUGCCCAGGCUGGAGUGCAGUGGUUCAAUCACAGCUCACUGUAGCUUUGACCUCCCUGGGUUCACGUGAUCCUCCCACCUCAGCCUCCCAAGUAGCUGGGACUAUAGGCAUGCACCACCAUGCCUGGCUAAUUUCAGAAUAAUAUUUUCAUACACAUAAAAUAUGUAGGAUUACAAAGUAAGCUAGUUAUAUUUAUAUACAGUUGUCAAAAUAUUUUUAAAAUGUAUAACGUGGUACUAUGUGUAUAGGUUUCUUUAUUAACAUAUUGAAUAAAAAGAUCGAGGGUAGGCCUAUUAAACAAUGGUAAAUUGAAGUAGAGAUGAGUGUAAACAAUAUUUUAAGAUAACUGUGGCAAAUGUAAAGGGAUAUGAAAAACUCUGUGAUUUCUAUUGGCACUGCUGAUACAACUGCACUUUGCUACCUUUGUUCAUAACCAAGGAAAUAGAAAUGACUGAAAAUAAAGUUGUAUUCUAUUCCAAUCCAA
Gorilla gorilla gorilla (western lowland gorilla) is the source of this 12042-nucleotide messenger RNA. RefSeq names its product mitogen-activated protein kinase 13 (gene MAPK13). The record is from RefSeq and is a predicted model, not a curated record. Bases 5748 to 6887 code for a protein of 379 amino acids. Gene Ontology annotation, biological process: protein phosphorylation; MAPK cascade. NCBI's taxonomy places the organism in Eukaryota, Metazoa, Chordata, Mammalia, Primates, Hominidae. The transcript has 12 exons. Gene Ontology annotation, molecular function: ATP binding; MAP kinase activity.